This is a messenger RNA of Nicotiana attenuata, 2939 nucleotides long. Its product is annotated as subtilisin-like protease SBT1.5. The record is from RefSeq and is a predicted model, not a curated record. Lineage: Eukaryota; Viridiplantae; Streptophyta; Magnoliopsida; Solanales; Solanaceae. The transcript is spliced from 2 exons. Gene Ontology annotation, biological process: proteolysis. Bases 195 to 2549 code for a protein of 784 amino acids. Gene Ontology annotation, molecular function: serine-type endopeptidase activity.
CUUACGUCCAAUUUAUCCACUCAUUCUCUCCACCUCAGCUUCUGUACUAGUAACCACACUUCCCUCUUUUUUCUCUAUACUGUACUGUAACCACUUGCACUUUCACCCUUCUUCUUCUUCUUCUUCUUAUAUGAUACUUCACUCCAUUAUUAUUAUACUUGCCGCCUAUAUUCUGCAGCUCCACAGGUUCUCUAAUGGCAUUUUCUAUUCUGUACUUUUUCCUUUCUUUUUUCGCAAUUACAGUUUCAGUUUCAUCAACUGUGAAUAACCCAAAAACAUUUAUAGUUCACGUUCAACACGAUGCAAAACCUUCGAUAUUUCCAACCCAUGAGCACUGGUAUGAAUCGGUUCUUAUAUCUCUCUCUACAGAUACACACUCACUGGAACCAGGUGGGGUUGUGUCUGAAAAUCGUAUUAUUCACACUUACAGUAAUGUUUUUCAUGGCUUUUCUGCUAAAUUAUUGAUUUCGGAUGCUAAAAAACUUGAGGCAUUACCUGGGGUUCUUGCUGUUAUACCUGAACAAGUUAGGCAUGUGCAAACCACGAGAUCCCCUGAAUUUCUAGGCUUGACUAGUACGGACAGUGCUGGGCUGCUUAAGGAAUCGGAUUUCGGGUCGGACCUUGUAAUCGGAGUAAUUGAUACAGGGAUCUGGCCUGAGAGAAAGAGCUUUAAUGAUCAUGAUCUUAGUCCGGUUCCGGCUAAAUGGAAAGGCGAAUGCGUGGCUGGCAAAGACUUUCCGGCGACUUCAUGCAACCGGAAAUUGAUCGGAGCCAGAUAUUUUUCCAGUGGAUAUGAGGCUACGAAUGGGAAAAUGAACGAAACUGUGGAGCAUCGAUCUCCUAGAGACUCCGAUGGGCAUGGGACCCAUACAGCCUCAAUUGCCGCAGGGAGGUACGUAUUUCCGGCGUCUACUCUCGGAUACGCGCGUGGAGUUGCUGCUGGAAUGGCUCCAAAAGCUCGUUUAGCCGCUUACAAAGUAUGCUGGGCUUCAGGCUGCUACGACGCUGAUAUCCUCGCUGCUUUUGACGCCGCUGUUGCUGACGGUGUUGACGUCAUCUCUUUUAGUGUUGGUGGCGUUGUGGUACCGUAUAACCUCGACGCAAUCGCCAUUGCCGCCUUCGCUGCUAAUGAUGCCGGAAUCUUCGUCUCUGCUUCCGCCGGUAACGGCGGGCCUGGAGGACUCACAGUAACUAAUGUAGCUCCUUGGGUCACCACCGUCGGUGCCGGAACAAUUGACCGUGAUUUCCCGGCGGAUGUGAAACUUGGAAACGGGAAAAUAGUUCCCGGAGUAAGCAUCUAUGGUGGCCCUUCGUUAUCUCCUCACAAACUCUACCCGCUAAUUUACGCCGGGAGUGAAGGUAGUGAUGGAUAUUCGUCUUCAUUGUGUUUGGAAGGUUCAUUAAACCCUAAUGACGUUCAUGGCAAAGUUGUGUUAUGUGACAGAGGCGUUAAUUCGAGAGCUGUAAAAGGCGAAGUGGUGAAGAAAGCAGGUGGAAUAGGGAUGAUAUUAGCCAAUGGAGUUUUCGAUGGGGAAGGAUUAGUGGCUGAUUGCCACGUGUUACCGGCAACGUCAGUUGGAGCUUCCGCCGGAGACGAAAUAAGGAAGUACAUAUCUACAGCAUUAAAGUCCAAGUCACCCCCAACGGCGACGAUUCUUUUCAGAGGCACAAUUGUAAAUGUGAAACCAGCUCCAGUAGUAGCGUCAUUUUCAGCCCGAGGCCCAAAUCCUGAAACACCGGAAAUUCUAAAGCCCGACGUAAUUGCACCUGGAUUGAAUAUUCUCGCAGCUUGGCCCGAUGGGGUCGGGCCGAGUGGGAUUCCAUCGGAUAAACGGAGAACAGAGUUCAACAUUUUGAGCGGGACCUCCAUGGCGUGCCCCCAUGUAUCUGGGCUGGCAGCAUUGUUGAAGGCGGCCCAUCCGGGAUGGAGCCCGGCGGCAAUAAGAUCGGCAUUGAUGACAACUGCAUAUACAGUGGAUAAUCGGGGUCAAGUUAUGAUCGAUGAAUCUACUGGUAAUUCAUCGACAGUGAUGGAUUUUGGGGCAGGACAUGUGCAUCCUCAAAAUGCAAUGGACCCUGGUUUGAUUUACGACUUAACUUCAUAUGACUACGUCGAUUUCUUGUGCAAUUCAAAUUACACAACCAAGAAUGUUCAAGUUGUCACAAGGAAGUAUUCAGAUUGUAGCGGGGCAAAAAGAGCAGGCCAUGCAGGGAAUUUGAAUUACCCUUCGCUAUCAGCUGUGUUUCAACAAUAUGGAAAGCACAAGUUGUCCACUCACUUUAUUAGGUCUGUGACAAACGUGGGUGAUCCAGAUUCUGUGUUCAAGGUGACAGUGAAGCCGCCGCGGGGUAUGGUGGUGACAGUGGAGCCGGAGAAAUUGGCGUUUAGGAGAGUGGGACAGAAGCUUAAUUUUCUGGUAAGAGUACAAGCUGAAGCAGUGAAGUUAUCACCAGGGAGUUCAAUUGUGAAAAGUGGUUCAUUAGUUUGGUCAGAUGGAAAGCAUGAGGUGAAAAGUCCAAUAGUUGUAACAAUGCAGGAGCCUCUGUGAUGAAAGAACUUAACAUUUUGGGAAUUAAGUGUCUGUUCUUGAGGAUUAAUAUGGAUCCUUAGUGCUAACAAAUCUUGGAUAUCUUGUGAAAAGAAUAUGUAUAAGAGGAGGAGAGUGUCCUCUACUCUCCUAUUUUAGUUCUUGAUCAUAAGCAACUACUGUGUUUAUUAAGUAUGUUGACAAGGAAGUUUGAAAAGGUGAAGACUUGGGAGUUGGUUGGUUGCCCUGGCAAUCUGAGUUCGACAAAAGGAAGCAUAUCUCAUAUAUUGUGUUUGGUUUCUUUGUAGCAUUAUAUUAGUAAUAUUGCAAAAUGCUUUGUACAAAUGUUGGAUGUUUUUAUUAUGUUGAGGGUGAGUUCAAUUUGAACAUAAAACCUAAGAAGUUCAAAUA